Messenger RNA from Trichoderma asperellum CBS 433.97, 2664 nucleotides. RefSeq lists its product as uncharacterized. Gene Ontology annotation, cellular component: cytoplasm. Lineage: Eukaryota; Fungi; Ascomycota; Sordariomycetes; Hypocreales; Hypocreaceae. The record is from RefSeq and is a predicted model, not a curated record.
AUGAGUUCAGGCUCCGCUAAGAACGGAUCAUCGUCGAGGUUGACUCAGGUGCCGUCCAACCAGUCUCUGCUGUUGGAGAAAGUGAAUGCUAGGACGUCGACUCCGGACUCUGAAGCGCUUGCCAGCUCUGAAGACGAAGGAGAUCAUCGCCACGAAACCUCUCAAACCCUUGCACAGCCCCCCAAACCUGUCCGCCGGGCUUCUUGGUUGAACGAUACAUCUGCACCUCUCAGCCGACCUCGCAAGGGGUCAUUUGCGAGCAACUCAAUGUCUCCAACUACAUCGCACCCCAGCACCCCAUCCAUUGAAACCGGGGCGGGGACCUGGGGAUCUCAUUCCACGUCCUCAACAAUGGGCCGCACGCCAGGAUCGAACUUUCAUUGGGGAACUGGUAUUUGGAACACAGACCGCAAAGAUCCGCCGCUGAGACUCAGCGAGGUUCUCCCGUCUCCUACCUCAACUGUGCCUCCCGGAGCUGGAAGCAACUCUUUCUUUGGCCCAGAUUCGUCUAACCUAACACCAACCUCCGCAGCCGCUCGUGAACCAGGCACCAAUUCACAGAUUCCCUUUCCCAUUCCACUUCAUCCUACGCCAAAAACCUACCGCUCGCAAUCGUAUUCUGCUGGACAGCUGGAUCCUGAAAUGUCACCAGGCACUGGGAUGAGCUCCUCCACCGUCAUUGGUCGGGCCCGUUAUCCUGCUCUUCAACAUCGACCUUCACGGCCUAGCAUGCUAAGCGAGAUGUCGAGCGACGGAACUAUGCUGGGAAAGGUCAAAGAAGUGGAAGAUGACGACGACGAAAACUCAUCCGAAUCUCUCCAAGGCUCUUUCCAUCAGAGUGCUGAAGCUAAAGCUAUUGAGAUGCUUGCGCGAGAGAAUGCCAUGCUUAGGCAGCAGCAACAGGCUCAGCAGCAACAGCAGUACGGUUCAAGGAUUCGACAACGAGGUGCUCCCGGUUCUUAUCAUGGCAACGGAUACCCCCUUCGAGAGUACGUUCCAGAAGAAGCUGAUUAUGCUAUCGAUGAGCUUGACGAAACAAAUGACGGCGAGGGCAUAGGCAGGCGACCUACCGAUAGGAGAAUGAGCGAGUUUGGUAUCUCAGGCCCAUACCGCAAUCCCAUGGGCUUUGAUGGACGGAAAGAAGUCCCCAACUUGAAGAAGGCGCUUUGGUCUAGCUCUCCAAGCUACUUUGCAAAUGAUCUUUCCCAAAGUAGACGCCACUCCUUUGCCAAUAUGCCCACACGACAAGGAUCCAUCAGCUCGAUUGCCGAUUCUGUUGCGACACUGGAGGCCCCAAAUCCUGAUCUCCAGUUGAACCAGGGCUAUCCGUCCGGCUAUCCAGACAGCUCAGCUUUUGGAGGCGCGAGUAAUCCUAAUUUCUUCCCCGGAGGCGGUAACAUGGCGGGCUCUAUGCCGUCGGGAUUUAGCAAUCCAUUUGCUUCUCCGUUUGGAAUGCAUGGUCAAUUUUCUGCUAACCGUCCGCCGUCUCCUCAUCGCAACGUGUACAGCGUGGGUCAACCAAGGCACAACCAGCUCUUACACGUUGUCCUAUUCAAGUGUGCUAGAGCGGAUGUAUUUUACAUCCAAGAAGGGACUGGGCUUACCGUCAAGCCUGGCGACCUCGUCAUUGUCGAGGCUGAUCGAGGCACCGACCUAGGAACUGUUGCACGAGACAACGUCGAUUGGCAGACAGCCAAAGAGCUCAAGGAACACUAUGCAGAGGAGCAAUACAAAUGGUUAAUGAUGUAUUCUCAAAACGCAGCUGCCGCACAGGAAGGUUCAGGUGCCGGCCUCUUGGCUUCGUCCAAUGGCCUCCAGGGCAGUGCAAUUGGUGGCAUGGGCCCACCGAAUCAGCACCACAUGCAAGAGCCCAGUGCUGGCGAGCUACGCCCCAAGCUCAUCAAGCGUCUCGCCCAGAAUCACGAGAUUCAUUCUCUGCGAGACAAAGAAGGACAGGAGGCCAAGGCGAAGAGAGUGUGCAUGCAAAAGGUCAAGGAACACGGCCUAAACAUGGAGAUUCUUGACGCUGAGUUCCAAAUGGACUGGAAGAAACUGACCUUUUACUACUUUGCUGAUUCCUAUAUCAACUUCAACUCGCUUGUCACGGAUCUCUUCAAGAUUUACAAGACUCGCAUCUGGAUGUCCGCUAUCAACCCGGCAUCAUUUGCUAGUCCUACCUUGGGGAUCCAAGCGCCGAGCGGAGUUGGACCUGGUGCCGUUGGUGUUGGUCGCGGAGCAAAUCCAAAUGAACGUCGCCCGAACCAAGUCUCGCAGCAGGAACAGCAAUCACAACUUUUCGCUGGCGCUGCACAACAAGCUCGGGGCCUACGAUCUGGCUAUGCCCAGUCUCAAUUGGCCACGGAUAGGCCAGCUCCUGCGGCCACCGGAUUUCCGCCUCCAAAUUACGCAUAUGGCUCUACAGGGGCUUUCGGCAAUACUCGAAUGAAUAACGGUGGCUCAUACACGUUGGGCGUGAACCAGGGCGCCGAUGCCUUCGCUGGCGCUGGAUUCUCACACUCGGGUGAUCUCCAGUCAAUUCGCCAACGAUUUCCUGCUUCUCAAACCAUGACACCUCCUGGGCAGCCACCCCAGGGCGUGAAUGCAAUCUCACCUCCCGGCGACUGGACAGCCAGUUUCCAAGGUCUCUCACUUAACACUCACUAA